Messenger RNA from Stylophora pistillata, 1553 nucleotides. RefSeq lists its product as uncharacterized. Gene Ontology annotation, molecular function: DNA-binding transcription factor activity, RNA polymerase II-specific; RNA polymerase II transcription regulatory region sequence-specific DNA binding. Gene Ontology annotation, biological process: regulation of DNA-templated transcription. The record is from RefSeq and is a predicted model, not a curated record. NCBI's taxonomy places the organism in Eukaryota, Metazoa, Cnidaria, Anthozoa, Scleractinia, Pocilloporidae. Gene Ontology annotation, cellular component: nucleus.
UCCUCGUUCGUGAUUGUGUACAAAAGACCUCAGAAGAUAGAUUUCAGGGAAAGAAGCGACUCACGGUUUGAAAUGGUCGACGAAGUUCAAAUGGAAUCGAAAAGCAUAAAUAGAGAAGCCGUCCUAAAAUCACUUGUUCUUAACAAUUCAACCACAGAUGGCCAGCCUAGGAAGAGGAAAAGACUUGACAAUUUGUCUGCCGAAGAGAGGGCUCUUCGAAGAAAACUGAAGAACCGGGUCGCAGCUCAAACUGCUCGCGACAGAAAGAAGGCACGAAUGACCGAACUUGAAGAACUGGUUGCUCAGUUAGAGAAAGAGAAUAAAACUCUUCGUUUGGAUAAUGAAAGUCUGAGAAAACACUCGGAAGCAGUAACAAUCGAAAACUCAGAGUUGAGAGUUCGACUGGGUCUUACUCCCCCUGUGUCACCAGCUCCAGUGUGUACAAAUUACCCAUCAACCCCAGAAGCCAGUCCAGACACCAAACACAAUCCAGUUGUGAUCAAGAAAGAAGCAGAAUAUAACGAGUAUGCAUCACUCUCAGUUUCUCAGCAGCAGGGACGCCUGAUUCUGUUUCUUUCUCUGAUCACGACUUGGAUGACGAUCAACAACAGCAUGACAUGGAUUUUGGCCUUUUUGAACUUGAUGGGGAAGGAGACUCACUCACAUUUAUUCAGCCCAAACAAGAAGCCACAGCAGCCCCAACCUGCUGUCAACAUGACACCAACACAGACUCAAAAGAGGAAGUGCAAAGCACAGAUGGCACAGUCCCAGAAUCAAGCUGCAGUGACAUAACAGUAGCAGACUUGGUUGGAAUGGACUGUGAGUCUUUGGACUCUUUGGAUGAUCUCUGGAACCUGAAAGAUUUCUCCAAAGAGUUCAAAGACCAAAAUGCAGAACCAGAAAUGUUAGGGUGUGAGAUGUGGGAGGAAACCUUCACAGAAGUACUGUUCCCAUCCCUUUUGGUUGUCUGAGCAUGUUAUGUUAAGUGAGACUGUUGAGGAGUAGAUAAGAAAAACAUAAUUGGCAUCCACUAUCAAUUUAUAAUAAGCUCUAGGUUGUUCCAACAAGCAGGCACAACAACUAGGUGCUUUUUGGGAGAGGAGUCAGAGGAAAAGCUGGCUUGAUCGAGUGGCCAAAAUCAAGGCCACUUUACACCAUGCCUACUGUGACAUGCUGACUUGAUAGAGUGGCCAAGUGGGGGUGAAAGUAAACAACUACUUGUCUUGCGAGAUGGUCAAAGAUCCAGCUGUAGAAAGAGCAACAGAAUUCUUCCAAAACACCUUUCAACCAUUAUAAGAAUUAGUAGGUCUUUCUCAGGGGAAACAAAAGUUUCCUUUGUAUUUACACUCUGAAUUUAGAUUACUUUUAUAAAUAUCGGAAUGUUGAUUUAGUAGAAGAGUGGUGUAAUAUUUGUAUGCAAAAUAACUUGGUAAGAUAUAAAUAGAAUUUGUAUAUAAAAUUAGAACACAGUUCUGUGAAGGUUUCCUGGUAGGUUACUAUUACUGUCAAAUAGUAGUAGUCUUGAACUGAGUCAUUAAAAAAGAAUUGGGUGA